AUGUGUUCCAAGAGGAGGAAGAUAAGGCUUUCAGAUCUUGAUUUCCUGGACGGGGAUGAAGAGAUCGAGCCGAAAGUUGGUGCCAGUCGAACUGGUAAGCAGGGUAUACGAAAGAUCAAGUUUAAGAGAAUAAAGAAAGAAGAUGCCAGGAGGAUCAAGGAAGAGGUGCAAAGCGAGGACGUUAAGAAAUUUUUGGGGGUGUCCGGGGAACCGGAAAGGGAGGAGGACCUUGAAAUUUCGAUCGGCACGAAGAAAAAAAGUGUCAGUGGUGGAAAUGAGAAUGAUGAACAUGUGCAAGGAGCACAGACAGGAAGAAGUAUAUUGGACGAGUUGGGGGAGAAAGAAAGGCUGCAGGGGAGAAGAAAUGGUUCAGUAGGCAGUAGUAGGGAUGAGAGGCCGAGGCAGAGUUUGGAGCGGAGGCAGAAUGAGCGUGAAACUCAGCGAAAUGGGAAAAACGAGCAGCACAGCUUGGAAAGUGAUCCUGGCGUUGACAGGGACUGGUACACGCAGGAUGAGGAGCUGGGCCACCGAUAUAUGAAUGAAUUUGAUGCCGAGGAGCAGGAGCAGAUGCCCUUGGUGCGAAAGAUGCGUCCGCAAAGCAGGAUUCGGCAUUUUGAUGAUGGAGAGGACGAAGUUGAUCCAGACAUCAAUCUUGUGGUUCACCGACUUACGCCGCCGUUUUUGGACGCGAAGGCGGUGCUGAGCGAUGGUGCCGGAGUCAGGGAUGUAGUGCGGGACCGGACCGGGGAUUUGUACCGGGUUGCACGCGAGGGAUCAGGGAUCGUGGCGGAAAAUCGGCGGGAGCAGGAGCGGAGUCGAAAUGCAAGAGAUGUGGUUGAUGGAAAGGGCAGUGGAGGAGGGGAAGAAGUAGCAGGGAAAGUGAAGAAAGAGAGGCAAAGUAGGAAAGUUGAGAAAGCGGAGAAGGUAAUAGAAGAUAAAGAAACACACAGACGAAAAAUCCAACAGGAAAGACGGCGUUUGCCAGCAUACAAGAUCAAAGAGCAGUUCUUGCAGGCGGUGCACGACAACCAGGUGCUUGUGGUGGUCGGGGAGACGGGAUCGGGCAAGAGUACGCAGCUCCCGCAGUUUCUAAGGGAUGCGGGAUACUCGAGGGCCGGGAUGAUUGGCAUUACACAGCCGAGAAGAGUGGCAGCAAUCACAGUUUCGUCCCGGGUGAGUGACGAGAUGGGGGUGGAAUUGGGCCGGGAGGUGGGGUACGCGAUCCGGUUUGAAGAUAACACGUGUCCGCAGACGCAGGUGAAGUUCAUGACGGAUGGAAUCUUGCUCCGCGAGUUUUUGCAGGAUGCAGAUCUCGACCGGUACUCGUGCAUAAUCAUGGAUGAGGCCCACGAGCGGUCUUUGAGCACUGACAUCUUGCUUGGGCUAUUGCGGGGAGUUUUGUCGCGUAGGAGGGACCUGAAGCUCAUUGUGACGUCGGCAACGAUGAAUGCGGGCCGGUUCUGCAGCUUUUUCGGCCAUGCGGAGCAGUUUGUCAUCCCAGGCAGAACGUACCCGGUGGAUAUUGAAUUUUUGAAAGUUCCACCCCUGGACUACGUGGAAUCGGCGGUCCGGCAGGCCAUCCGGGUGCACGUGGGUGCACAGGGACCCGGCGAUAUUCUCGUGUUCAUGACGGGGCAGGAGGACAUCGGUGUGACGUGCAGGGAAAUCGAAAAGAGAUUGUGCGAGUUGUCGCAGGUGGACAACACCCUUGCACCACUUGACGUGCUACCCAUCUUCUCGAUGCUCGCAGCGGCGAGCCAGGCGCGGAUUUUCGACGCGUCGCCCCGUCGCAAGUGCAUCGUGGCCACCAACAUCGCCGAGACCUCGCUCACGGUGCCCGGAGUCCGGUACGUGGUGGAUUCAGGACUCGUGAAAGUCAAAGUGUACAAUCCGCGGCUUGGCAUCGACGUGUUGCAGACCGUUCCGAUCUCCCGAGCCCAGGCGGACCAGCGGGCCGGCCGAGCAGGCCGUACUGCCCCUGGAAAGUGCUUCCGCAUGUACACUUACGGGGAGAUGGCUGCAGAAAUGUUCGCGGAACCGAUUCCGGAAAUCCAGCGGACCAACCUCGACAGCACUGUUUUGGUGCUCAAGUCGCUCAAUGUGGCCAGCAUCGACAAGUUUCCUCUUCUGGACAGGCCCUCGGCCGAGGCUCUGGCCACCGCCCAGUACGAUCUUUGGGCACAGGGUGCGUUGGGCAACGAGGGCGGGCUCACAGCUUUGGGUGCAAGGAUGUGCCGGCUCCCCCUCCCCCCGGCCCUUGCCAAGCUGCUCGUGCUGUCAACCCUGCACCACUUCCACUGUGUGGCCGAGUGCCUGACGCUGGUGGCCAUGCUCACGAUACCGGCCGUUUUUCUGCGUCCCCGGGGCGAUUCCCGGCUGCAAAACAGGUCUGACCGUGCCCGGGAGCGGUUUCUGGCCCUCCAGAGUGACCACCUGACCCUUGUCAACGUGUACGAGCAGUUCGAGGCCCACGGCCAGGACCCCGUGUGGUGCCAGCACAAUUUCUUGCAGUACCGGUCUCUCCGGAGGGCCCGGGAUGUGAGGAAUCAGCUUGAGAGCAUUCUGCGGGCUUCUGGUUACAACACGCGGGAAUCCGCGGCAGGAGACCCAGAUCUUGUCCGUGAGUGUGUGUGUGCGGCGUAUUUCCAGCAUGCAGCUGUUUUCAAGAAGUACGGCAGCUACCAGAACCUUCGAAGCGGCAUGGAGGUCGCCUUGGCACCAACGUCCGCACUAUUCGGCAUGGGUGACCUCCCCCGGUACGUCGUGUACCACGAGGUGGUUCUCACGGGGAAAAUGCAGCACAUGAACUGUGCUACCGCGGUUGAUGGCCUGUGGCUUGCCCGUUACGGCUCUGUAUUCUACGCGGAGCGGAAUCCGGCGGAAUCCGGCAUCCAGCACCAAAAGCGUGUCGAGGCCGAGUUUGCCCGUGUCGUCCACACUGCGGAAUGA
Brettanomyces bruxellensis is the source of this 2949-nucleotide messenger RNA. RefSeq lists its product as uncharacterized. Gene Ontology annotation, cellular component: spliceosomal complex; intracellular anatomical structure. The record is from RefSeq and is a predicted model, not a curated record. Gene Ontology annotation, molecular function: RNA binding; ATP binding. The transcript has a single exon. The coding region runs from base 1 to 2949 and encodes 982 amino acids. Lineage: Eukaryota; Fungi; Ascomycota; Pichiomycetes; Pichiales; Pichiaceae. Gene Ontology annotation, biological process: mRNA splicing, via spliceosome.